This is a messenger RNA of Triticum aestivum (bread wheat), 1922 nucleotides long. Its product is annotated as photosystem II D2 protein-like. Bases 767 to 1828 code for a protein of 353 amino acids. The transcript has a single exon. Gene Ontology annotation, cellular component: chloroplast thylakoid membrane; photosystem II. Gene Ontology annotation, biological process: photosynthesis; photosynthetic electron transport in photosystem II; photosynthesis, light reaction. The record is from RefSeq and is a predicted model, not a curated record. NCBI's taxonomy places the organism in Eukaryota, Viridiplantae, Streptophyta, Magnoliopsida, Poales, Poaceae.
AUAAAACAAGCAGGUUAUAUAAAAAAACGCUUUUUUUGUCGAUUAUUUAUCAAGAAAGCAAAAAGGGUUCUUAUCAAAUCCACCAUAAAAUUGGAAAGAAGCAUAAAGUAAGUAGACCUGACUCCUUUAAUGAUGCCUCUAUCCGCUAUUCUGAUAUAUAAAUUCGAUGUAGAUGAAAUUGUAUAAGCGAAUUUUUUUUAUUUCCUUAGACUUAGACCGCGCAAGACAAGAAUUUUUCGCUAUUUACGAUUUCAUAUUCUUGUUACUAGAUGUUCUAUAGGAAUAAGAAGAAAUCGCAACUCCUUUGCGCUACACAUAAAAUUGGAUUUCGAAGGUCCUUUUUUUUCAGAAUCCUCUAUUUUAGUUCUUCCACCCAUGCAAUAGAGAGGGAAUGGGAAAAGAAGGGUUACUUUUAUUUUCAUUUUUCCCUUAAAAGAUAGACUUUGAAAUAGGAGUCUUGGAAUAAUGCUGAAUUCAAAGGUUUAUUUCUUUCUAUAGUAUAAGAAAGAAAGAAAAAUUAUUUCUAUUUCUAUAGUAUAAGAAAAACAAAUAGUAUAAGAAAAACAAAUCGAAUCAAAUUCAUGGAUUUACCACGACCUCGGUUGUGACUCCAUAGAUAAAAAUGGGAAAUUUCUCUCUUCGAGACCAUUGAAAAAGGGCAUUGAACGAGAAAGAAAUCGUCCACAGAUGAUAAAACUAUCAUAUGCCUUGGAAAGUGAUAUGAGGUGCUCGGAAAUGGUUGAAGUAAUUGAAUAGGAGGAUCACUAUGACUAUGGCCCUUGGUAGAAUUCCUAAAGAAGAAAAUGAUCUAUUUGAUACUAUGGAUGACUGGUUACGAAGGGACCGUUUCGUUUUUGUAGGAUGGUCUGGCCUAUUGCUCUUUCCUUGUGCUUAUUUCGCUUUAGGGGGUUGGUUUACAGGGACAACUUUUGUAACUUCUUGGUAUACCCAUGGAUUGGCUAGUUCCUAUUUGGAAGGUUGUAAUUUCUUAACUGCAGCAGUUUCUACCCCUGCCAAUAGUUUAGCACACUCUUUUUUGCUACUAUGGGGGCCCGAAGCACAAGGAGAUUUUACUCGUUGGUGUCAAUUAGGCGGUCUAUGGACUUUUGUAGCUCUCCACGGGGCUUUUGCACUAAUAGGUUUCAUGUUACGCCAAUUUGAACUUGCUCGGUUUGUUCAAUUGCGGCCUUAUAAUGCAAUCUCAUUCUCUGGUCCAAUUGCUGUUUUUGUUUCUGUAUUCCUUAUUUAUCCACUGGGGCAAUCUGGUUGGUUCUUUGCGCCGAGUUUUGGCGUAGCAGCGAUAUUUCGAUUCAUCCUUUUCUUUCAAGGAUUUCAUAAUUGGACGUUGAACCCAUUUCAUAUGAUGGGAGUUGCCGGAGUAUUAGGUGCGGCUCUGCUAUGCGCUAUUCAUGGAGCGACCGUAGAAAACACUCUAUUUGAGGACGGUGAUGGUGCAAAUACCUUCCGUGCUUUUAACCCAACUCAAGCUGAAGAAACUUAUUCAAUGGUCACUGCUAACCGCUUUUGGUCCCAAAUCUUUGGUGUUGCUUUUUCCAAUAAACGUUGGUUACAUUUCUUUAUGCUAUUUGUACCCGUCACCGGUUUAUGGAUGAGUGCUAUUGGCGUAGUUGGCUUGGCUCUGAACUUACGUGCCUAUUACUUUGUUUCCCAGGAAAUCCGUGCAGCGGAAGAUCCUGAAUUUGAGACUUUCUACACCAAAAAUAUUCUUUUAAACGAGGGUAUUCGUGCGUGGAUGGCAGCUCAGGAUCAGCCUCAUGAAAAUCUUAUAUUCCCUGAGGAGGUUCUACCACGUGGAAACGCUCUUUAAUGGAACUUUCGUUUUAGCUGGUCGUGACCAAGAAACCACCGGCUUUGCUUGGUGGGCUGGGAAUGCCAGACUUAUCAAUUUGUCCGGUAAACUA